Phymastichus coffea is the source of this 5383-nucleotide messenger RNA. It is a transcript of the gene mts, whose product is annotated as serine/threonine-protein phosphatase 2A catalytic subunit alpha isoform. Lineage: Eukaryota; Metazoa; Arthropoda; Insecta; Hymenoptera; Eulophidae. Gene Ontology annotation, molecular function: protein serine/threonine phosphatase activity. Bases 742 to 1671 code for a protein of 309 amino acids. Gene Ontology annotation, cellular component: cytosol. The transcript is spliced from 6 exons. The record is from RefSeq and is a predicted model, not a curated record. Gene Ontology annotation, biological process: mitotic cell cycle; peptidyl-serine dephosphorylation.
ACAAUUGCCGUCACGUAAGAUAACAAUUGUAAAAUAACCUUGAUACGUACAAAAGCCUUUGGGAUAUUAAUGAAUCGCGUAUUUGUGAUUCGCGCGUGCGAAGAGCCGUUGAAGGAGUGGGAGAGCCGCGUGGGGAUCACAACGUCGCAUUGACUCCGCGAUUCGUGGGUGCAAGGGAGCCGCCUCAGAAGGUGAGUUGUGUGCUGUAUACACAUACAUGUGUGCUCUCAUACGCGCGUCCAGUCUGUACUGUAGUUGACGUGUUCAGCGAAGAGGUCAGCACAAGCUAGCGAGGCGCUGAAAGUUAAAGCCGUUGCACGAUGUGGAGAAGCCAGUCAGAAACUCAGAAUUGUGUGUGACGUCACUGCGAGCGAACGAGCGAGCAAGAGUACUGUGAGAGCGCUGGCGACGACGAGAUAUCAUACUCUCUCGCGGGUCGGCCAUUUUGUGAGCGUGUGCACAAUAUCGGGCGCAGGAUAAUCAUAGUGUUCUGGUUGUGCGGCUGGCAAAUGCUUAUAGAAGCCGGUGCGCUUGAGAGCGAAUGAACGUCGACAUCGAGGAAACGAGAUAAAGCUUGGCCCGAGAACAUCCUCGCCGCCGGCUCAACAACUCCCACUCGCGCUCUCUGUCUCACUCUCACGGUAGCGCUCGCACUCGUUCUCUUUCUCUCUCACACUCACACGCUGACGAACCCACGAGACGAAGAACGCCGAGUUCAAAAUCGUUGCGCAAAACCCGACGAUGGAGGAAAAGACAUCACUCAAAGAACUCGACCAGUGGAUUGAACAGUUAAACGACUGCAAACAACUGACAGAGAGCCAAGUCAAGACCCUCUGCGACAAGGCAAAAGAAAUAUUAGCAAAGGAGUCCAAUGUUCAAGAGGUGAAAUGUCCUGUAACAGUGUGUGGAGACGUCCAUGGGCAGUUCCAUGAUUUAAUGGAAUUGUUCCGGAUAGGCGGAAAAUCUCCAGAUACAAACUACCUGUUCAUGGGUGACUAUGUUGAUCGUGGUUACUACUCUGUUGAGACUGUCACUCUUCUUGUAGCAUUAAAAGUAAGAUAUAGAGAAAGAAUAACCAUCCUACGAGGCAAUCAUGAGUCCAGACAAAUUACACAGGUGUAUGGGUUUUAUGAUGAAUGUCUUCGUAAAUAUGGCAAUGCUAAUGUUUGGAAGUUUUUCACGGAUUUGUUUGAUUAUCUACCUCUGACUGCAUUAGUAGAUGGUCAAAUCUUCUGUUUGCAUGGUGGACUUUCUCCCUCUAUUGAUACACUGGAUCAUAUCCGUGCAUUAGAUCGCCUCCAGGAGGUACCACAUGAAGGACCUAUGUGUGACUUGCUAUGGUCAGAUCCUGAUGACAGAGGAGGGUGGGGAAUUUCUCCUAGAGGUGCUGGAUACACCUUUGGUCAGGAUAUUUCAGAAACAUUUAAUCACUCUAAUGGUUUAACACUCGUUUCCCGUGCUCAUCAAUUGGUUAUGGAAGGCUAUAACUGGUGUCACGAUCGCAAUGUUGUGACCAUUUUUUCGGCACCUAAUUACUGUUAUCGCUGUGGUAAUCAAGCUGCAAUCAUGGAAUUAGAUGAUGCUUUGAAAUAUUCAUUCCUUCAAUUUGAUCCAGCACCAAGACGCGGCGAGCCACACGUCACCAGGCGAACGCCAGACUACUUCCUGUAAAGUGUCAAAUCUAAAGGGAGUAGAUAUUAAGGUAGGGGAAUGGAUUGAUGCUGGCUUUAUAAAGAUGCCACAGAACAUAACCUAUAAUAGAACAUCGGUAUGAGUGUAAGGCCCCGAGCUACCCUUACACGCCAUAUAUAGUCUCAAGUAUUAUAUAAUGGCUCGCGUUAUGGUGUCUCCUAAAGAGACUAAUUGCGCGCUCGCGUGUUUGCGCGUGAAUACACCAUACACGUAGAUUCAACAACACUUGUACACAUUAAGGAGAUAAAAGAAAAAAGAAACAAACCAAUAAUGUACACAUGUACCAAGUAAAUUCACCUAAAAGCAUUGAGUUUGACGAUUUUCAUUAUAUGGCUUGUAUUUUUAUUGAAGAAAACGAUUAUGGACACAAUAUUAAUAUGUAACCGUUAUUUAUAAAACGGCCGAAAAAGAUAAGCGACGGUAAUGUUCUAAAACCCUGAGUGAAUGUUAACUUAUUGAGUGAUUAAAAAAAUUUGCUGGAGGGAUACGCGUCAUUUUCCUAAUUGUACUGCAAAGAUGACUAUAGUCGUUGACGGUUAUGAAAUGAGUAUCAAAAUGAAAAAAAAAUAUCUGUAUUUAAGAAUAUCUCGCGUUCUUACUGGUGUGAAAGAAGCGUGAAUUGUUUCUCCAAGCAAGAGCAUACCGAGCGUGCAAAAUGAGGGUUGAUGCAACAGUGACUUUCACCCCAUGUUUUUGCCUGUGCUUUAUAUAUGGCAUUUGAUAACAAUGAAGUUCAUAUUCAUUACUGCUUGUUUCUUACGAUUGUCAAACACAGUGUUCUUAGAGCUUAUUGGGUGGUUUCUGUCAGUCCCUGUAUCAUUGAAAAAAACAAACAUUUACGACAUAAAUCGGAGUCUUAGUGGACCAUGCGUUUUCUCUAACCACGUUUCAUUUCGAUACAUUUACUAAUGUGUAAAAAUAAUAAUUGUCGGAUCGAAUUUAUUUAACACAAAAAGAAUCAUCGAAUUUUAUACUUUUUUGUCCCUCUUUCUAUCUUUCUUCUACCAUUAGAGAAAUAAAGGAAGAGUUUAAUGAGAAAAUACUUUUUCUACUUACUUAAGAAAUGGUUUUUUUUAAUGUACCAAUACGCACCUUUGGCAUUUACUUUAUUUGUCUUAUUAUUUUGUGUUACAUCAGAUUUUUAUUGCGUUUCAACUUGUAAGUGAAGUUUAGAUACUUCUGUCUGAAAAAAUUUGUACCUUUUUAUCUACUUUAAGACCUCGAAUAUUAUAUAUAUAUAUAUGAAUCGCCGAAACGAAGGAUACUAAGACGCGUCGUGACACUUUUGCAUCAAUCCCUGAUAAAUAGUACUUUUCGAUAAAACAAAGAAAUAACAUAGCGCACCUGAUGCAUUAAAUCACAAUAAGUAUGUUGAAAGUUAAAUGAUGUUCUUAAUGAAACUGAGCUUUUUACUGAUUUAAAAAUAAAUUUAAAGCUAAAGGAAAUGUUUCAGACGAAUAAACACAAAUCUGUAAAUCAAGCCAAAAUGAACUAAAUUUGUUGUGUCAAAUGAUUUGAAUAUUUGUAUAUGAUCUGUUUUUUUCUGUGCGAUUGAACCCAAAGUUAAUAAAGCGAAGUAAUUAAAACAGAAUUAAAAUGAAAAAAAGAGCUGCAGAUGUAUUCUUAGAUUUAAGUAUACAAAUUAAACAUUAUACAUAAUGAAUCAAUACUGAAAUAGCGCUGCUAAAAAGGUGGCUUUCUUAAAAACCCAUAACGUAAUGAAGUGCCGAGGCGAACGCGAACGACGUGACGAUACAAAUGUAGACCACAUGUAGUAGCAAUUUGUCAAGACUGUGAAUCGGUGAAUUCAACUAUCUACGAGACAAUUUUUUAACUCAAAUUUUGCCCAGUCCCCCUUUUCAGACAUAUUUACCAUAAGACGUUGCACUUCUUUUUUUUUUUUUAAUUGUGAAUUCGUUAUGUAUAUCUGAUCACGGAACGCCUGUACUUGCUCUUGGGAAAGUUGAAUGGAUUUAUACAGAAACAUAAAUAGCAAGCAAACCAAUAAAAAAUGAAUAAAACCGAAAAGUAACAGUUCCUUUGACUUCGACUUUGACUUUUUCGAAUUUUACUGCGUACUUAUUUAUUUGUACGGACUUUCAGAUAAGGGCUUUUGCAAAAUAGCAUAAUUUGUAACGAUUAAUGGAAUCAAUCUAAAUUUACAUGCCGAGAAUUUACAUGGUCAUUGAAACACACGCGUAUUUCAAUGUACACUUCUGUGUACUUCUAUUUGACUUUUUACAUAUAGCUCACGAUUAUACGCGACGAGAAAGGACAAAAUUUCGCGUUCUAGAAAACUCAAACAUAAAACAAACUAAUUAAAAUCAUAUAGUAUAAACGAUAAGAAUCGAAUGAGUUGUCUAGCAGUAUCACAUUAUGAAUGAAAAAUGUCAUAGACACUUAGAAAUUGUAUAGCUAAUUUUGUAUUUGCUCUGUAUUUACUAUAUUCACGAGUACUUUUACGCCAGACACGCGAACACCUAUUCGAAGGAGUAAAAGGGGCGCACUUUAGUCGAAAAAUCUAAUCAAUAAAAGAAAGCUAACGGCACGCUGACGAGAGUAAUGUGUAGGACGUGAAUCGUAAUAUCAUUCUUCAUUUGAUGUCGUCAUAUCCUUUAUUUGGGAGACUCGUUUCUUUCGUUUGGCAGGCGUCCGUUGUAAAGCAGACAGCUUUGAUAUCGACGAAUCGCGUUGUAGCGAAAGGUAUAAAACAAAAUAAUUAAAAUAAAAAAAUGCUUCGCCCCCCUUUUUAUAAGAAGAAACACAAAGAGAGAAAGUGAGAUACAAUACGCGAGAUUUUCACGAGAAUUAACAAAAAAAACCGUAUUAGCGAGCAAGUUGACUCGAACACGCCCGGCAAUAUUUGUUAUAUUGAAGAGAAAAAGAAAAAGUUAAAAGGCUGAAGCAACACGUGUCACUUUUUUCGUAACAUUCUUUUUUUUCGGCAUAUGAAUGACAAAGACGUUACCGACGCGUUUGACGAGGUAGGAAUGCGAGAGCGUCGAAAUUGAAAAGGAAGAUUGUAAAUCUAGAAUGCUGUCAAGCUCCGACAAUAAACACGUAACAUUUGAAAUUCAUAAGCUUUUAGAGAGAGAUUGUCCCGAAGCUAAAAAUGAAACCAUUGAGAGCAUUCGAUUAAAAGGCAAUUUUAGACUUUUCUAUGGUCAACGCAAGUUAUAUGCGAAUAUUGUCUGCGCUUCGUCACAUAUUGUAUACCAUAAAUUUGCUUGUUCAUUACGUUUCUGGGAAAUUCUAAAGAGGGAGAGAGAGAAUUCUCAGUUGCACUCGGCAAGCGUGUCUAAUGUGUGUUCGUAGCAGUCAACUUGCGCUUGCUGCCUUUCAAAUGGCAAGAUUUUUUUCUUCUUCCCCUUGAUAAUCACAAUAACUGAGUUAUUUGCGUGCGGCUUGCCGUUUUACGCCGGGCCGUACUACAUACCGUGGCAUUCGUGACCAAAACAAAUCAUGCAUUCAACGUGAAUUUUACAAUUAAAUAAUACAUAUGAAGUAAGCGAUAAUGCUGCUCUGCUGAAUCUGCUGAGUUUUGUGUCAUCGUAUCACAGUGAGACGAAUUUAAAUACAGUUAUUGUAUUUCGAUGCGAGUGUUGGUCCCUCAUCUUCGAACUUUUGAUUCUUUUAAUUUUCAAACCAUUAUCAGAUUAUUCGAAAAAUGGCAAAAAAUAAAUAAAAUACA